Molecule: messenger RNA, 1966 nt
Organism: Glossina fuscipes
Lineage: Eukaryota; Metazoa; Arthropoda; Insecta; Diptera; Glossinidae
Gene: WDR79
Product: telomerase Cajal body protein 1 homolog
Exons: 6
Coding region: 65-1966 (633 amino acids)
Biological process (GO): Cajal body organization
Cellular component (GO): Cajal body
Molecular function (GO): protein binding; RNA binding
Source: RefSeq, a predicted model, not a curated record
GCAGUAAAUUUAACUGGUUUCUUGAAGGUUAAAACUAAACAAAAAACUAAAAAAUUAGUUAAAAAUGAGCUUAAACGAUUCAGUGGAAUCAAACGCCGUUCCUGAAGCUACGGAAUCGGAAGAUUCAAUACUUAACAAUAAUGUGUCUUUAAGCAAACUAAAUCUGAGUGAGAUCGAGCACCCGGUAAAUAAAACCACAGAAAGCUAUAGCUCUAUAGCGAACAAUUCGGGUUUUAGUUUAAAUACAUCUUUGAACGGGGAAACAUCGGAGAGCAUUGCUCAAAGUUCAGUACCAAUGCAAGAAAGUGCAUGCGAAGAAGAAAGUAUAAUAGCUGUAGAAGAUGACGACGAUGAAGAGAAAAGCACUUUGCAAAUAGACAUUGGCGAUGAGGAAACGCUUUCCUAUUCAAAGUCAUUAACGCAAAUGAACGGUGAAAACUCGAGCAUUACCCUUAAACAAAACAAUAAAAAACGUAUAGAUAAGUGCAAAGUACAAAAUGGAGAAAACAUUGAGAAUGAUUUCCGCUUUGCUCAAAAUGUAUGUUGUAAUGUUAGUACACAUCCAAUAGAUGAAAGUACUCACAAGUCGAUUAGUAUUUCUAGUAAUAUAGAAAAAAAGGAAAAGGGUAUAGAACACAAGACUGCUGAAAUUCCUCCAGUUAAGAUUAGAGAUGUCGGAAUGCAAAAUGAGGAUGAAGUGUCCGACGAGGAAGCCACUUCUAUCACGGUAAAUGAAAAUAGCAGUAUGCAAGCGAAAGAAUUUUGCAAUGCUUCUGAAAUUACGGCCAAUGUCUGCGAAGACAUUGAUAUGCAAGACAAUGAUCUCCUGUUUCAAGAAAAAUCUGCCUUAUUCCAACAGCCUUUGUUAGAGUUAGGAAGACGAUUGUGGGCUUCCACAGCUCAAGAACAACAUUAUACUAAAGGUUGCCUCUGGUCACCUGAUGGUACUUGUCUUUUGCUCCCAGUGAAUUUAGAUGGCAUGCACAUUUUAGAAUUGCCACAAGAUUUAUAUAAUACUAAGCAACUAGAUUCGAAGAGAUCUUUAAGUUCUUUACCUUCGGCAAUUCAUAUUAAAGAAGGUGGAACGGUAUACGACUGUGUAUGGUAUCCAUUUAUGGAUAGCUCCGAUCCUGCCACUUGCUGCUGGCUAGCGAGUCGUCAACACGAGCCGAUUCAUAUGUGGGAUGCGUUCACCGGCGAAUUGCGGUGUACAUAUCGAGGAUAUGACGAAGUUGACGAAGUCGAGCCCGCCAUUUCUCUUCUUUUCAGUAAUGAUGGCCAGAAAGUUAUGGGCGGUUAUAAAAAAUCCAUUAAAAUUUUUGAUACUAACAUUCCUGGACGUAAAUGCAGUAACAUCACAGUAAAGCAAACAGUGUCUUGUUUCGCUGUAACGGCUGAAAAUAAUCACUGUGUAUCCACUGGGUCUUGGAAUGCUCAUAUAUAUCACUAUGAUUUGCGAGCACCAAAGCUAGGUCCUCUAUUUACUUUGGGUGGUCAUACAGGCGGUAUUACAUGGUUGCGUUAUUUUCCAAUAAACGAUAGCAAUUGGUAUUUAUUUAGCGGUGCUCGCAAAGAUAAUAAUAUACUGCAAUGGGAUAUGCGUAACUAUACGCAACCUGUGAGCAUUUUUGAACGUAAUGUUAAUACAAACCAACGCAUAUAUUUCGACUUGAAACGUGAAUGGCUAGUAAGUGGUGACACAACUGGCUCACUAAAGAUAUGGAAUUUGGAAGAUUCCGCAAAAACGGCACAGUUACCUAUACACGCCGAUUGCUGUAAUGGUGCCAACUUUCAUCCGUCGCUCCCCAUAUUGGCCACUAGCUCGGGUCAGUACCACUUUGUAGACGUAACCCAGGAUGAUAAAGAGACUAAGCAUAAGAAGCAAGUUAAGGAAACAGAAAAAUUUGUAGAUUACGAAAAUUCCGUUGUAUUGCUUUGGGUGGGAAAUGUGCCACCAUCAAAGUAA